AUGAGAGCUUACGAUCCAUCAGUAGAGACCCAGGUCUUGACCUCUUCUUCCCCAGAGUACGAACAGUAUCGAACUCGCAUCUUCAACUCUCGCCAACCUAACCGCAAACCCAUCGAAAUUGUCUUACCCAGAACCACUGAAGAUGUCGUCGUAGCUAUCAACAGAGCCGGAGAGAAAAACAUCAAGGUUGGUGUCCGCUCGGGCGGCCACCUGUUCGCUGCGCCCUCAGUCAUCGACGAGGGCAUGCUGAUCGACACAAAAUACUUAAAUAAAUCUCUCGAGUACGAUGCGGCAACAAAGGUCAUCAGCUUUAGUCCUGGCCACACGGUGGAGGACCUAGCCAACUACUGCACGUCGAUCAAGAGAUUCUUCCCGUUCGGCCACUCGCGCAGCGUCGGUAUUGGUGGCUUCUUACUGGCCGGUGGUCAAGGUCUCUACUGCCGUGGCCACGGAUACACCUGUGAGACCUGGGUCACGCAGAUCGAAGUUGUCCUCCCUAGUGGAGAGGUGGUAAUUGCCAGCAAGACGCAGAAUCACGAUCUUUGGUGGGCCGCUUGGGGCGCCGGUCAAGGCUUUUUUGGCGUUUUAACUAGAAUCUGGGGUCGCACUAAUCGUUUUCGUCAACAAUUUGACGUGACCUACAUCCUUGACUCAACCGAAUGCUUUAAGCCUCUACUGAAGUGGGCCCUGGACAACUCGGAGCGUAUACCCCGACAUGGCGUCGACUUGAUGAUUGGUACCCUAUACGCCGACGCUCAAGCUCCAGGUGAUGGCGACGAAUCCGAGGCGAAGCGGGUCUUCAUGGUCCUUAACGCAACAAUGGCUUGUGACAGCAUCGAAGAGGCCAAAACCCUCUCCGCACCCUUGGGUGCUAUUCCCGAGGAAUUCAAAAAAUUUGUCGUGGCCCACAUGCCAGUGCAGGAGAGAGGCUGGGAGGACAUGUGGGACCUCCAGGAUAAGUUCAUUCCUAGCGGACAGGGCGAAAGGUAUCGUGUAGACAGCAUUAUCGUCGACAAUGGCGUCAGUAAUGAUGAGAUUGUCGAGGCCUGUAGUCCAGCCUUGUUCGAACUUCCCACCCGCAAGUCCACCGGCACAAUUAUCAUUGUCGACUGGAACCCCGAUGAGGCAGAUCAGGCGUUGAGCUUGCCGCAACGAAUGACUGUGGCCACCAUGGUGUGCUAUCACAACCCUGAACUCGACGUCAAAAUGGAUAAAUGGUCCUAUGAGGUGUACAAGAAAGCUGAGAAAGUCGGUCUCGGCCAGUAUAUCGCCGAUUUUGACGCCCAACAACGACUCACAAAGCUUCAGGUCAUGACAGACUCAGCAAUGACAAAGUGGCUGAAGAUCCGCGAGAAAUAUGACCCUGAAGAGAGAUUCAUUGGAUAUCGAUCAUUCAAGAAGUCACUGGAACUCAAGUGGAACCGAUGA
Messenger RNA from Scedosporium apiospermum, 1428 nucleotides. RefSeq lists its product as uncharacterized. The record is from RefSeq and is a predicted model, not a curated record. NCBI's taxonomy places the organism in Eukaryota, Fungi, Ascomycota, Sordariomycetes, Microascales, Microascaceae. Gene Ontology annotation, molecular function: FAD binding; oxidoreductase activity. The coding region runs from base 1 to 1428 and encodes 475 amino acids. The transcript is spliced from 3 exons.